GCUAUGAGCCGGGUCACACAUAACAUAUAUGCCCAUACAUACACAUGAUGCAGAUACCCAUGCAUACCACCCAGUGUGGAUGCAUGGGCAAUGCCUCUAAUAUGUAUCUAUCAACACAGCGGUACGGACCGCGCGAGUGGAGAAAUAGUUAUGAUACUGGUCCCUGCCUAGAGCGACUUAUUUUGAUUUUUUGGUUUCGCGUUGUGUUGUGCUGUGUUGAUUUUGAGGCGGAUUCGGAAUGCUUUGUGCUUUAUGCGGGGCGAUUAAUGUGAAGGAUCUUAUUGUUUUGGCUGGGAAAUACCAUCAUGGAUCAAAAGCAGGUAUACCUCGUCCCUGGAAACAUCAUUCGAAAUACGAUGAUCUUGCCGCGGCUGCCGAAGCUGGCUGCGAGCUGUGUAAGGUGUUGGUGCGUGCGUUAGAUGGGACGGUGUUGUCAGCAGGAAGAGCGGGCAAGACGUAUAAGGCUGAGAUGUUGGAGAUGGAGGAAGACGGAUCCGGAAUGGGUUUGGAUGUGGAGAUUGAGGUGGAGGGGAAGAAUUCGAAUGGGGCGGUAUUUGAGGAAUCAAAGGGGAAGAUUCCUUUGGAUAGAUUGUCGUUUUAUAUGAGGGGGAGCCAGAGGAGAGAGUGGUUGAUUGUGAACUUUUCGUUGCAGAAGUGUCGAGGUAGUUAAUCAUUUCAUUUUUGUAUUCAUCUUAAAAACCAUCACUGACUUAUGCAUAUGACAUGAUAGGAAAAGUCAAAUCUGUUGAUGGCAUAGAAAUUGGUCAUUUUGUUCUCGAUCCUAAUCUGGGAUCAGAGGCAAACUUCGAGAUUGCUCGAGAUUGGAUACACACUUGCAGUUCAACACAUUACGAAUGUCCAGUGAUAGAAGAUAGGCCACUACCCACGAGAGUGAUACAUGUUGGUUCCGACACCCGUGAACCAUAUCUAUUAAAAACACGUGGUAAGAAAGGCAAGUAUAUCGCACUGAGCCAUUGUUGGGGCGGUAAAAUCAGUAAUCGCUCCCAACUAAAUACAACGACCUCCAAGAUCUUCAAUAAGAGAAUCGCACUAGAAAAACUACCGCCUAAUUUCCGAGAUGCCAUUCUCAUUACUCGGAGACUGGGAUUCCAGUUUCUAUGGAUCGAUUGUUUGUGUAUCAUGCAAGAUUCAAGCGAGGACUGGGAAAUAGAAUCUAAACACAUGGGAAAUGUAUAUCGCGAUGCGACGUUAACCAUUGCGGCAGCCGCCGCAUCUAAUUCUACCGAUGGGAUACUCAAUAAAUUUGAAGACUAUGAUCUUACAGGUAUAAGCAUCAGUUUGAAGCUCAGCCAAAAUAGUCCACCAGAAGAUCACAUCGACGCGGUACUCCGAGACAACAACCGUGAACAGUUAGAUAUUCUAUUAAAAAAGGGACCGCUCGCAGAUAGAGGCUGGACAUUCCAAGAGGAGAUUUUGUCGGCGAGGACCCUGUAUUAUGGUCGUAUGCAGAUUUACUGGCAAUGUUUACACGACCACGCAUCGGCCGAUGGACUGCGCUCACGAGCACCUAUUUAUCAACGUGCGUUCCGUUACGAGAGGAUUAAAGACCAAAUACAUGAAUCGCAAGGACUCAAGAGAGCCGACAUGAUGAAAAGUCCUUAUGUCUUCGUUAACAAAGAUCAAACGCGGUCUGCAGUACAUCAACGCAUCAGCAUGCACAUAAUCAUGGAAUAUCAUAAAGAAAUGGUAGUAGACUAUUGUUCGCGACACCUCUCAUUUUCCCGGGAUAAAUUUCCCGCGUUUUCUGGCAUCGUUACUUUGGUUCGUGAUAUAUUGCACACGAAUGGGUAUCCGGAUUCGAGAUAUGUGGCGGGGGUUUGGACUAGUCAUUUUCGGCAGGGAUUGGUGUGGUAUUAUGGGGAUGAUGCUAUUCCUUCUACUGGGAGGGCGCCUAGUUGGUCGUGGGCUACGACGAAUGGGAUAGUGGUGUUUCAUCCGUCGACUUUCAGUCAUGAUACUUUUCAGUCUACACCUAUUGAUCCACAGCUUCUCUCUCAUAAUGUAAUGCUCAUGGGGCAUAAUCCCUAUGGAGAAAUCCAACAUGCGUCGUUAGAGAUCCUAGGUAGUACGAUGGGAGCGCGGUUUAUGAAUGGACUGGCGACGAACGGGAAUAAUUCGGCGUGUGGAUUCGUGCAUUGGGAUACACGAGCUACAGGGGAAGAACGUCGAACCGGGGCAUUAUUUGUCUGUAGGAUAGGCAGUUCAGCCAUGUUUCUCUUCAGUCCGCAGGAUGAGAAAGAGAGCUUGCCAAAAACAGAUACGAUUAUGGAUGAGGAGGAUGGAGACACAGCAGAUAAUACGAGGUAUAAAGUUAUGUUCGUGGCGACGCAGAAACGGCAGGCACAUGGUCUGGUUUUGAAAAAAUGUGAAAUGAAUCAGGAUGAGGAGGCGAAAGGUGGAAAUGAAGCUGGGGAUAAAGCAGGUGGAAAGGCAAAAUCAAAUACCGAACAUCAAGCUGGGCACAAAAAUGCAGCAAAAGAUGGACAAAAGCAUGGGAGUAACACAACCCUGACUAAAUUUGCGGCUAGCAUAACCAAAUAUCGUCGUGUUGGUUAUGUUAGAUUAUACUCCGAGCAUGGAAAUGUCAGGAAGCUUUAUGACGCAUAUAGAUGGGCGGAUCUAGAGGGAUGGAAGAGGGAGAAAUUUGUACUGAUUUGAGGACGGCUAGAAGAUCGAUGUUAUGUCGUAAUCCAUUGGAGGAUUUUUGCAUAGUAUUUUUUGUUCAGUUGAAGCCUAUGUAUAGUCCAAAUGACAUCUUUCAUCCCUUCUUUCAUUUUACCACUUGGUCGGCCUUUUUGAACAUAAAGCUAAGCGAAGUAAAUGUCUAGCUAGCAAAUGAGAACAAA
Molecule: messenger RNA, 2867 nt
Organism: Sclerotinia trifoliorum
Lineage: Eukaryota; Fungi; Ascomycota; Leotiomycetes; Helotiales; Sclerotiniaceae
Source: the annotation of a GenBank genome assembly